This is a messenger RNA of Aureobasidium pullulans EXF-150, 975 nucleotides long. RefSeq lists its product as uncharacterized. The record is from RefSeq and is a predicted model, not a curated record. The transcript has a single exon. NCBI's taxonomy places the organism in Eukaryota, Fungi, Ascomycota, Dothideomycetes, Dothideales, Saccotheciaceae. The coding region runs from base 163 to 900 and encodes 245 amino acids.
GAUCUUGUGCCAAUUUGGACCACACGUCACGUCAAUGGCUCGUUAUCUCCGAUCAGAUGGCUGCAUGCUCUUGAAGCAGACAACGCAACUGCUCAAGGACAUUGCGAAAGUCAGGAUCUUCACCUCUGCCAACGUUGUGUGCAAUGGUCUGUCGGUGGGUACAUGACAACACUUGUGAUUAUUGAGAGGAUUUUGGGGAUGAUACGAGUGGUCGCACUGGUAUAUAAUGAGGUUCUCAGUACCGCCAAGUGGCACAUCAUCCACAUCUUCUCCAGUCUCAUCCACUACCAUCUCUUCAAAUCCAGCCAUCCUCACUCAAUCAACCGCAACUACUCCUCCAACAUGGUUCAAUUCACUACUCUUUUGACCGCUGCUUUGGCCGGUGUCUCCUUCGCCGCUCCUCUUGAGAGCCGCGCUUCUUCUUCUCCAGCCGACAACGCAAACAACGUCGUCUGCGGUGCUCUCCUCUCCCCUCUCACUCAAGUCUUCGACUACCAGUCCGGCAAUGUUGGUGGUAACGUCGAAGAUGUUCUCGCUGCUGCCAACAACAUUCUUUCCGAAGCCAAGCUCCCCAAGGAUGUUGAGAGCAUCUUGUCCAGCGUGACUGGUGGAAUUGUCGGAUCCGUUACCAACGGUGUCAGCAAUAUCCUCUACGGUCUUUCUACCGCCGCCGAGAAUGUGGACUCCGAGUGCCGUACCAACGCUGCCUACUGCACAAACGAGUUGGGUGCCGCUCGUGCAGCAUGCGCUUCUAACCAGAAGGCUCAGGCCCAGGACGGCUGUCUUCAAGCCAAGUACACAUGUGCCCGCAACGGUCUUCUCACAUCUGACCAAGUCAACAAGAUGGCGCCUUGCUGUUCUCAGUACACCGGUUCUGCUGCUGCUGCUGGUUUCUCGUAGAGGUUGAGCUUCUCGAUAUCAUGAUUAUGACGGGUCCUUGGUUGGUGCUCAAGGUUUUUGGAUGGAACAUAUCUA